Molecule: messenger RNA, 6232 nt
Organism: Pecten maximus
Lineage: Eukaryota; Metazoa; Mollusca; Bivalvia; Pectinida; Pectinidae
Exons: 4
Coding region: 1172-3301 (709 amino acids)
Biological process (GO): T cell receptor signaling pathway
Source: RefSeq, a predicted model, not a curated record
CGUGUAGAGGUUUUUAGAACCGGAGAAGUGUUAUUGUGGAAACCAGAGAAGAAUCAGUAUAAAAAGGUAGCGGGUUAGAGAUACAGCAGCUGAAAUAACACCUUCUGGAGUAUGCUAUGUAUGCAGACAAUCGCUAAACUCGGGGACUCCCUACAGUAGUGUAUCACGCCGGAGCCGCAAUCGCUCAAUGAAACUUUCUCUUGUCCAAUAAAAAGUGGCAGCAGAGCAGGGACAUAGUUACGGAGAUGUAUGUACGUCCCCGAACAAAGGCACUGGUGAGAGAAACAAAGUUUUUGACGGAACUUUUAAGUGUGAUCGUUUUCUAAUGGGUGUAAGUCCAGUGACCUUUGGUUUUUGGCCCAUUAACCCGCUGUACAAAACAUAAUUAACUAGUUUUGUGGAUCAUUUCUGAGGUAUAUGGUGACUCGCCAGGUACUCUAGGACUGAAUAGGACUGAAUGGGUUUUUUUUUGUGUCCAAAUUACCAACAGGUUGUUGGUACUUCAAAUAGUAUGUACAACGUGGCUCAUCUUUGGCCUUUUACCAGGAACUAUUAACUAAACAGAACCAGACCAUCGUGAUCUAUUUAAAACUCUCGACCGGUAUUUUUGGAGCUUUAAACAUUGACGUGGAAAAUCCAGGUAGGCUAUAUUUACCCUAGGAAUCAAUCCAGCGUGUCGGACACAUAUAUACCUUGGGGCAUCUGGGCGUACAUAUGUACAGUAGUUGUCCAUUGAUAAACAUCACAGCGAUCUGGUGGAUUUGUAGGACAUUGUGAAUUAUAUCGCCGGACACAGCAUGAUUAGGACGAAAUAUAACGUAUAUAAAUAGAUUUUCGUCAUGGACGUGUGUGUUCUGGGAAAAUAAAGACGAACUUUAUAGGAUGUGUAUGUUAAUUGGCCGUGCGGAAUACACAGCGUGAUAAUUAGUGUAAUAUAUUAUGUGGAAAAUAAACGACCCCAGCUCUACAGGUACAGCCUUAACACAGCCAUAUCUGUGUUUUACACAGGUGUAAGCAAAUAUGGCGUCCAAAUUGAUCGAUAUUCCAAUACAAUCGGUGGUGUACCCGUCUGGAGAUAGGGGGCACUAACGUUUUAAACAUUCCACGUGAGUGAGGUUGUGUAAAUGUCAACACAGGUAAGUGUUUCCGUUAUAGAUUGUGGGAUAUAAAGAUGGCGUCCUCUGACACUAAAUUGUCGGAGACCCGACAGCUAUUCUCUCUGAAGGACAUCACAGAGUGUUAUAAACUGCCCAAGUUCGUCAGGGUAGUUGGAGGGAAGGAUCUGAAGGGUGUGUACCGGAGAACGGGGAUAAAAAAAGGUGACUUCAUCUAUCUACACACGCUCGCCGUGGACAACAUUAAUCUGUCAUUUUUUGACACCGAUACUGGGUCAAGGCGGGUCGCCAGAGUCCCAGCCAAAACUGCCAUCAAAUUCAAAAUUGUUUCGCCAAUGUGUUCACACCCUUCUGGAGAUAAACCAAAGAUAUAUCCAACCGUGGGCGAUUUAUUGGAAGUCUUUCCGAUGAAAUUCCAGGCCAACAAAGGCUACGAUGACCCAUACUUGCCUGCUAUUUUCCGUAAAGAUGAAACAUUCAGAUUCCAUCGAAAAAUCCGUAGUCCAAUGGACGAACAAAUAUUUAUGGAAUGUGAGGACGAGAAAGGAAAUAUAAUCCAACUUCCGAAAUCUUGUCACGGAGACUUUUCUGUUCUGGAAGACGACAGAAGUUACACAUUACAAGAAAUUAUAUCAUUUGGGGUGGUGUCUAGAAAACUUAAACUGUCCAGUGAAAAUAUGAAUCUUGUGGCCGUCGAAGAAUCUCGGACAAAUGAGAAGGAUGAUCGCGAGCCCAUAUAUGGUAACAUUACAAACAAAGAACUGACUUUGUCCAGAAUCACGGGGCUACCCUUAACCCACAAAGGCAUCAUAACAAUGCAAAAACCGGAAGUGUUCUUUGUAGCGUCACCAAAGGAUGAUUUGGGUGUCCGAUGGAAGAUUGACCUUAACCUCGACCUUGACGUAGUAUCAAGUACGGAAUCAGAGCAUGAAAAGCCCAUGACAAAGGAAUACUCCCUCCGUAAAUUUGUGACGGAGUUCCAGACAGAAUUUCCAAUUACAGCCGUAAUUACAAAUUAUAAAUCCAUCCCAGGUGCGUUCAGAAGACAUUUUUCACAAGAGUUGGAAGUGUUGGUGCACCAUGUAGAACACGACCCGAAGUUGUUAGGUACAACGGAAAAGGACUUCUAUAGUAUUUCAAACAACGUGAAAGGACGUUUUCGGAAAGCGCUAAGGCGUUUCAGAUCAAUCAUAGACCUUAUUGAACUUAAUGAACCAAUCAAUGUCAAGGUCAUGGAGGAUAUUGCUUCUGAUGUUCCCGCGCCAUUUUCAUUAAGAUCCGGCGAUGUUUUAGUGUUCAAAUCCUUAACAGUUCUUAAAUACAAAAUCAAAUUCAGUAAAAAGACUUACGUUGAUAUUCCAGUAGUAGGAUGCUACAAAAUUCUGGAGGAUGGGUCAAAGAAGGCAUUGUAUCUCCCAGACGACCUUGAUCUGAAGUUGAUCGAACUGCCGCCUCCUGGGAAGGAGAAAGGAUUCCGCGCUGACGCCAUAUUUUCCGGGCGGGUGUCGCUGCCAGUGGACGUCGACUUUCUACCGUUUGAUGAUACCAGAUCGCCGCUACACUGUGACCGCGAAAUCAGCCUGGAGUAUUUAGUGUCCGACCCAUACGUCGUCAUAUCGACGAUACCAUCCCGACGACAGCGGCGGACAUCCGGACUGGACGCUAAAGUCGAAGUUUGCAUGAAAGUGCCAAUACGUCAUGACGUGACUUUAAAGUUAUCAGAGAAAUUACAAUUUCCGACGAGUUAUUUCCGGUUUCCCCCCAAAGAAGCAUGGGCUCAGAUCGAUGUAGAGGAACUCCAAAAAGACGUUUAUGAUAAUUUAGUAAAGUACAGCGACCAAGCAUAUGAGGACUACCAACCACCGGAAGUCCCUAAAGCAAGCGCCUCCGUUGGAUGCCUCGUAGAAAGGGCGAGCGAGGAGGAAAAGUACAACCUGUGGAGAAAGAAGAACAAAUCGCUGUCUACCCUUCCACAAAAUUCACGUCAAUCAAAGAAGCUAGAGGAAAAGUCGGAGGUUCAAUACAAAAGCGAGAGCGACCUAAAGGCAGCUACAGUCAGGGAGUUCGCACAGGAUGAUAUAGUCUAUGCUGAUGAGUGUAUAUACGAGGCUUACAGUGUGCCAAACCCGAAACCAGAACGGCCUCCUCGACCAAAACGAUUCCGAAGAAAAACAUCCAAAUGUUAAUGAGAGCUUGAUCGGGUCUCUGUUGUGACCGAUCAUUACCGACACGGAGUCUAGUCUUGUUAAACAUGCAUCAAACACAUCACUUCAUCAUUCAGUAUCGGCGAUGCAGUACUUCACCAGGAGACAGAAUAUUUUUAAAAUAUGUUCACAUAUGCAAUAAUCAAUUUGUGCAAUGUAGAUACUUACACAAAAUAUUUAUUCAUUUUAGUAUCAUGGUAUUUCGUCGUCUGCCGGCCUGUCCGGUGUAAACUUUUAUAAGGGAUACGGGUACCCUAGAGUUAUCACAGUCUUUCUUUCCGCCCACAAAUAUUGUUCUCGGCCGAUAACCGAUUUUUAAGAAAUUUGGUUAAGAUAUUUAGUUCACAAAAACACAGACCAAUUAAACAAUCAAGGUCAGAGGUCAAGGUCAUGGUCAUUAGAUACAAUGGUCAGGGACAUUCUUUGGUCAGAUUAAGCAAGGCGUCAACUGACUAAAGGUCGCGAUGCUAUUGGUCAAAGAUUAAGGUCAUUAGGUCAAAUACUUUUUUCACUGAUGAUUUUUUUCUAGAAACUGAUGAGGCAAAGCUUGGGUGAAUUAAACAAGGAGACAACUGACCUAAUGUCAAGGUCAUCAGUCAUGUAUCUUUUCACUAAUGAGUGUUUUGCUAUGACAUUUUGAAGCAGUCUAUCAGAAUUUAAUAAGGAGUCGGCUGGCUAAAGGUCAAGGUUAUUUGGUCAAAUGUAAAGUCUUUUCUGUAUAUAUUCAAUGAUGAACAUUUUGUUAUGACACUAUUAAGCAAGGUUGUCACAAUUAAUCAAGGAGUCAGCUAACUGAAGGUAAAAUGUCAAGGUCAUUUGGUCAAAUGUUAAGGUCACAUUUCAUUAUCUUAAUGAUGACCAGUUUAUCAUCACAUGAUGAAGCAAAGAUAUAUUUUGCAGAAAAAAAAUUAAAGUUAGCUGUAUAUGGUAUGCUAUUCGAAAUGUGAGAUUUGUUUUUCUGGGCACAUAGAAAUUUCAGAUAUCAAAGGUAACGGGUGUGAAAAAAGAGUAAAAAUGAUAUUUUGAAGUACCUGUUAAAUAAAUGUAUGGUUAAAGACAAAUCAAAAACUUAAAACGUUGAUCAAAGUGACCUCGUUUUACAUCUUGUCUGAUUUGGUAAAAAAUUAGAAACAUGACUAAGAAACUUCCAUGAACUGUCCGCUACAGUAACAGUAAUCAUGCCUCGCAUUGGGAUUAUUAUCUAUAUUUGGCAAGUUGCUGACCCUUUAAGAACCCAUGGGUUCUAAAUGCCUAGUCCAAAAACGGGUCACUUAUAGUGCAUUUUUAACUUUAAUAAACUACAUUUUUACAACCGAUCUUUUUUAAACUUGGUAUGCUUUAUAAUCAUGAUAUAAAGCCGUGUUUCCUUAAACCGCAUUUGUAUUCAACCUCUUUUGCAAAAGUUAUUGUCCUUUGUUUAUUUCAGUGUUUUGUUUGAUUUUUGUCCAGAGAUCCUACAUUUUUUGACAUCUUUCUUUAAAAACUUAGUAGGCUUUAUAAUCAUGGUAUUCAGUCUUCCCCGAGAGGCAUUGAUUCAACUGUUGUUGUCAAAGUUAUCACCCUUUGUUUAUGUCUACAGUUUUCUACCAAUUUUAGUCAUAAUAUCAACUGUAUUGUUGACUUCGUAGUGUAUGGGGAGAGUAUAUUAUUUCUAUGCAAUAUAUUCAUACAUAUAUUGUUCUUCCAAGCAGUACUCUUAUCAUAUUUUCAUCUAAUGUAAAGUGAAUCGCUUUAAUACUUCUGUACAUUUGUUGUCAACAUUGAUUUAGAGAAUAAUCUGACUCCCCCUCCCCCAAUUAUUAGAAGAAUGCUAUAUAAUUUGUGAUUUUUGAAUGCCUAAUUUUGUAUUCAUUUACUAAAGUACUUUUUAUUAAUGUGGAAAAAAAGGUAUCAUUAAUUAUGAUUAUGUAUUGUAAUUUAGAAUGGGUAUUAUAUAAUAAAUUCGUUCAUACACUGUAAAAAGAAAUAAUUUGUAAAUGUAUCUGUACAGAACAGUUCAUGCUUCCCUCAAAAUUAUUGGUUGAUAAUUACAUCCCGGCACAUUAAUAAUUGAUUUAUAUUUACAUUUUAAUACAUUAACAUCAGAGUUCUACUCAAAUAUUGGUGGUCAAAGUUUAAAUGCUAAUAAUGUAUAAUGUAAUCAUACUUGUUUUGACACACUCAAAUUUUAGGGCAUAAACUUAAAAUUCAAACAGCCUAGAUUAGCUAUAUGAUAAAUCAUAACAUCAAAAAUAUUCAUCAUCGAAAACUGUUUCAUUAGUGUCAUCGUGAUUCAGCAAUUUUUUUUAAGAAGGCACAGGUUUAUAUUAUCUAAAUGUGCCCUAAUGCAGUUUGUUAAAGGUUUGAUCAGUUAGCAUACUUACAAACAUAUUUAUUAUUUGUAUACAAAUUUCUUAACAGAAAUCUGUCAAUUUCAGUAAUACUGGUAAAUCAAUAGAGAAUAUCAAAGUGUCUUCAGUAUUAAUGCCAAAUAUAUUUCACAAUAGGGCUAAUAUUUUGAUAUUUUUCACGAGUGCACAGCAUGAGUGUGAAAUGUAUUUGCUAUAACUGAAGAUACUGAUAGAUAUUCUGUUAUUACAUUUUUAUAGUAAAAAUAUACCGAGUCAGCUUUUAAAUUUUCCAAUCGUCGUUUGUAAGGAGUGUUUUGAUUGGUCAAAUCAGAAAAAGCGAUAUUUUUCACCAGUGCGAAAUAUCACUUUUGUAAAAUGAAUAAUUUUCGAUGUUUCACUGGUAAAAAUGACAUUGUAAUAAAUACUUAAUUCACUAAAGAAUAAAUUCAUUAUUGGAAUGUUUACAAACUUUUAUUGUGAUUUUAAGAUAUGUUAAAAUAAUGUAAAAACAUUCUCCAUAGUAUAAGUACUCAUGAGAUCCAAUGUUCGUAUAUUUUGAAUAAAAAAAUCACACAGGACUGUU